AUGUGGCACAGAGAGUUCAAGAGAAUGCAAGCAAGAUUGUAUCAUAGCAUGAAGGACGUGUAUCAUGAAAUCAUACUGUACCUACAUACUGAUAGAUCUUAUAACCUAAAGAUGGUUUUCACUUGAACCUUCCUCACUUAUUCAAUGAAAUUCUGACUCGAUGAGUUCAAAGAAUUCCAGAGAGCAAGCCAAUUAAAGGCCCUCGUGAUACUUGCUAAUGAAGAUGGACUGCCAAAAGGAGCUGAUAUGAUAGAACAAUAUCAUGAUCCUACUUUGGGAGACGAAUACCAACAAUUCAUCAGUGAUUACCAAUCUGCAUAUGCGAGAAAGUAAUUUUCAAUACCAUAA
This is a messenger RNA of Moneuplotes crassus, 348 nucleotides long. NCBI's taxonomy places the organism in Eukaryota, Ciliophora, Spirotrichea, Euplotida, Euplotidae. The record is from the annotation of a GenBank genome assembly.